CAGGAAGCGAGGGAGACCCCCGCUCCGCAGCGUCGCCAAAAUGGAUUUUACCAGCCGCUACCCAGAAUCCCUCCCUCCCAUGAAAGUGCCGAAGAAGAGAGGGAGAAAGCCGGGCUUCAAGCUCAAACCCAGGAUGGUGAUGACACCGCUGGCCAUCUCUCCGCCCAGUAGCACCCCGGAACCCGACAUGAGCUCCAUUCCUCAGGAUGCUGCCACCAUUCCCCACUCUGCCACGCCCCAGGUGCUCACAGUCUGUAUCUACAUCAACAAGCAGGCCAACACGGGUCCUAAUCUGGACAGGAAGAAGGUCCAGCAGCUGCCCGACCACUUUGGACCGGACCGGCCUUCGGUGGUGCUGCAGCAGGCCGUGCAGGGCUGCAUCGACAGCGCCUUCCAACAGAAAGCUGUCUUCACCCUUCUCACGCAGGGCUACGGGGGAGAAAAGAUAUCAGCCACGUUUGAUGGGAAGCAGCACCUCCUGAGUCUCCCCGUGGUGAACAGCAUCGGCUACGUACUUCGCUUUCUGAAGAAACUCUGCCGCAGCUUGCACUGUGAAAACCUGUUCAGCGACCAGCCCAUUACGCAGCACAGCGGCGGCUCCUACCAGUCUGACGCCGAAACCUCAAUGGCUGAAGACUACCAUCUGGACCAGUCCGACUCCAAACGCUACUCUGUGGACCCGGGAGACUCCGCCUUUGGUUCCAUAAGCUCCUCCUACUCGCCAAAGUCCUCCUAUGGCUUCCGGCUGUCACAGCAGUUCUCCUCCAACAGCUCGGCCCCCAUGGGUAUGUGCAGGCAGACGUCCAGCAGUCCCAGCACCUUCCUGGAAAACAACAGGACAGGCUACAAUGCAUCUCCAGAGUCCCAGGAGUCCAAGCCUCCCCCCAACAAGGACCCGUCUACCUGGUCUGUGGAGGACGUGGUGUGGUUCAUCAGGGAUGCUGACCCCCAGGCCCUGGGACCCCAUUCAGACAUUUUCAGAAAACAUGAGAUUGACGGAAACGCCCUGUUGCUCCUGAAGAGCGACAUGAUCAUGAAGUACCUUGGACUGAAGCUGGGGCCGGCGCUGAAGCUGUGCUACCACAUCGAUAAGCUAAAGCAGACCAAGUUCUGA
Molecule: messenger RNA, 1114 nt
Organism: Lampris incognitus (smalleye Pacific opah)
Lineage: Eukaryota; Metazoa; Chordata; Actinopteri; Lampriformes; Lampridae
Product: sex comb on midleg-like protein 4
Exons: 7
Coding region: 41-1114 (357 amino acids)
Molecular function (GO): protein binding
Source: RefSeq, a predicted model, not a curated record